GUUUUAUUUUUAAUAGCGGUAUCACUAAAUGAGUGAGCGAACUCAACGAAUCAUUCGAAUGAACGAAUUUUCGGCUGGCUGGAGGGGCGAAACCGGUCGUCCACCUCGUCUCGUUCACAUUCGAAUCAAUCUCGCUCGCUCGCUCGCGGGGAGCGCCGUGACUUUUUUAUAGUCGCCGCAAACUCAUCGACCGUUCCGAUCGAGUCGCGGCAGUCGCGUCCCGAAACAAAGGAUUCCCUUCAAAAACAUGUAAAUUGUGACACAAAGCACGCAUAUAAUACAGUCUAGUGUCCCAACAGUCCUUAACAAAUAGAUUUGGGGCUGUAAAUAGUCUUCCCAUCGUCGGAACGGGGCGUACGAUAUUGAUAUCGACCUAGUGCGCUAGUGUUUAUGUUUAGUAAAGUGCUGGGUAUCUUUCGGUGUUUGUUUUGCAAACAGUGAGAUAAAAGUAUUACCAGUUAGUUCGGUUAUGUAGUGUUGUUGUGCCGAAGAUGUCAGUGAGGAUGUGGGUGUUGGCGUUGGUGGCGCUGGCGAGUGCGGAGAAGCCAGCCGGGGAGUCUUUUCUGAGCGACAUCAGCCGCACGCUGCGCUCGGAGAUGGACAACGUGCUGAAAAUGGCGGAUGUGGUCUACUCCCGGCCCGAUAUCAACACGACGUACGUGGCCAGCGUGGAGUUCGAUAUGAGAGCCAUGGGGCCGCUGUACAACCACACGGGGGUCGUCAUCGACGUCAUUGCCAACAAGCAGGCCUACCCUGAAGGAAUCGUGUCAGUGUCAGACGGGCACCUCGACAUCGCGAGUCCUCAAGAAAACUGGCGCGUGCUACUCGCACACUAUGCGGGGCCUACAGCGUUCGUUGUUGUCGCCGUCCUACUGGCCGCCGCGCUGCCUCUCGCCGGACUGUUCUGGUGCUGUUGCUACUGGUGCCGCUCUGGUCGACGGAGGCGAACAUUCGACCGCAAAUACGACGCGUGCCUCAAGGGCCUGCUCGCUAUAGUGCUCAUCGGGUUGCUCACACUUUUCUUGUUCGGAGUAGUCUGCGCGUUCGCGACCGACGAACAACUCGAUCGAAGCGCCAGCGAAGCACCCAACGCUGUCCGCUCCGGCAUCAAGGACACGAAGGCUUACCUCAACGCCACACAAGCCCACGUUCGGUGGUUGCUCGUCAACAACUAUGCCGAACUCGAGCGGACACUUGACAACCUCCUUACAAAUAGCGGCACGACGGUAUCAAGAAAGCUUGGUGAAUUCUCGCAUGCUGUGUCUGUCACUACACUUUACAAUAUGGUGCAACAACUGGACACAGUGCAAGCAGAUCUGAAAAGCGUCCACAACAUCACAUCUAUGCUGCGGAACAACGCUGAACUGCUCAACUCUGGUCUACGCAAAGUAAAGGCUCAACUGCUUCAGACCCUGGCCAAGUGCGAACAGCCGCAGUGCAUCCGUCUGCAGGAGAAAUACAAGAUAGGACAACUCGACACCGAGAUACAGUACAGCCAGAUGCCGGACGUCUCCGAACUGUUGAACAAUGUGACGGAGCUCCUGGACAGCCAUAUUAAGGCAGACGUCGAGGAAGGACAGCAGGUUUUCGCCAACAUCCAGGCCGGCAUCCAGCGCUCCGUGGACGACCACAUCCCUAAUGUGAAAGAAGCCCUCGCUGAGACCGGACGCAAGCUCAAAAGCAUGGCGGACCGCGUAACAGCCCUCUCUAACAACGCAUCCGCAAAAAUACAAGAGCACAGCGCAGGCGUCGCGGAUCACGUGCAAGAAUACUACGAAGCGUACGGCCCGUACCGCCGCCACGCGGGCCGGGCGGCCGCCGCUUCUCUGUUACUGAUCACGUGCCUGGUGGCGUGGGGACUGGUGUGCGGCGUGUGCGGCAAGCGGCCCGACGUGUACGGCGCCAGCGACUGCUGCAACAAGGGCGCGGGCUCGCGCUGUCUCCUAUGCGGAAUGGGUGUGAUGUUCAUAGUGGGCGGGGUGGUGUCCCUCGUCAUGGCGAUCUACUUCGUGGUCGGCGUCAGCUCGCAGCGUUUCCUCUGCGAUCCACUCACCCAACCUCAAGGCAACCGCUUGUUUGAGGAGCUGGAUCGCUUCGUGGACCUGGAGAACUUCAUGUUCAACGAACGUCGUGAUCCUGACUUCAACCUGUCGCGGGUUCUAACCUACUGCCAUAGGAACCAGAGUCUUAUGCAGACACUCCAACUGUACCGCCUCAUUGACUUAGAAUCCCUCAAAGCACAAGCAUCACAAGCGGUAGACCGCAAAGCAGCCGCCCUGAGACCGACGUUCCCCGGCCACGACCGACCCGUCACCAUCCUCAAGCCACAAGCCAAGCUCAAGCUGACUAGGCUGGCCGAAUCGGGAUUGUCGGACUUCGACUUUGAUCGCAUACUUCACGCUCUGGAAACCAACAUGACGAACCUCUCUCUGGACACAUUAGCGACGCAACUCGACGCAACAGCUAACUCGCUCGUCGACCGCUCUGGCUUCGUGCGAGUUUCCAUCGAGUUACGAGACGCGGCGGUGAUGUUGACGGCGUAUCAUACUAACAUCGUCACACCCAUGCUCGAACACACGCGGCAGCUGAACGUGACGGCAACGAGGCUGCGUGACGGUUUACGCUUUAACCACUCCUCACUGAAGGAGGCCAUCGGGUACCUCAUACACGAGACGUCACAGGCAGAGACCUUCCUGAACCGACAGGGGCUGGAUGUCAUACAAACUCUAAUCCAAGACUUCGCGAAGGUGGUAGCUCAGAGACUGAACGAGUAUCUAGACAUGGUGCUGCACGCGGCCGAGCACGAGGUGGGCUUCUGCGCGCCCAUGUCCAACGCCUUCAACGCCACCAGGGACGCGGCUUGCAAGAAAAUACUCAUGCCCGUGAACGGGUACUGGAUGGCGCUGUCGUGGUGCGUGGUGCUGUUCGUGCCGCUGAUGGUGGUGGCGCAGCGCCUGGCGCGGCUGUACCGCCACGUCGACCCCUACCCCGGCCCGCUCGUCGAGGCCGAGUAUUUGUAUGACGCGUUCGCGGACCGCGAUAACGUACCCCUUGCCAACGCCUACAAGGCAGAGAAGCGCGCGGGGCGAGACGCGCGGCGCGGGGCCGGCGGGGGUGGGGCCGGGGGGGCCGGCGGGGGCGGCGGGGCCGGGGGCGCGCGGGAGGAGGCGCGCGGCGCCGCGCUGGCCGCGCCCCUCGACGCACACCACGCGCGCAGAUAUAAUGAUAUGGCGCCAAAGCACUGGGAAGAAGGCCCACCCCGCUACCACGGACCCACUGAGUACGAGCGGCCCCCUCCCUACUACUAUCCCGGACCAAAUGAUAGACAGUAAACUGGCCCUCACGGAACUAGACGACGACCUGCUGAAAUACUGAGACCGCUCCGCGCGGACCUGAGAACAGAAAGGUUAUAACUACCACAAAUGAUGUAGAGCGAUUUGAACUCUAUGCGGUUCGCGCAAGACUCAAUUUAAAACGAAAAUUGUUGAAGAGCCGUUGAGGUUCUUGAGACGAUACGUAAAGAGUAUUUUUCCAAUGUAGCCAAGCCUUGAGAUUACUUAUAUCGAUAUUAUUACCUUUGACAAGUGACAUAUUAAUUAAUUAUGCAAUGAUAACAUAUUUGAUAAGAAUGAUAAUUCGGAAGGCAGGAGUCGGACCAAGCUAACUGUGCAUGGCAUUUGCAAUGACAGAGUGUGCCAGUGUCAUCAUUAAUGUCAAAUUUCUAUGAAAAUAUGCCACACUUUCUUCUGUUCAUAAUUGCAAAAAAAGCUUAGACGGUCUAACUUCUAUAUUUAUACCCAAUGGUGGCAAACAAACCUUCUGCCAGUCUAAUUUGACUACAAUGUGAAUAAGGUAAUAAUAUAGAUAUUUAGAAUGGCAUUCCACAUAGGUCUCCCUUAAGGGGAUGUCCCCAUAGUUAGUUGUUGCAAGAUCUUCGUCUAUAGGGUAAAUAUUGAAAUCGUAAGUAGUACUGUACCUUAAGUGAUGUUCAUACACAACAUUAAAGAUUUUAGGCCGACAUAGACGGAUCAAUUUGUUAUAUAAGUUAAUAUCAGUCUCACUUUUAUGUCAUAGACGAUAAAGAUCCUUAUUAAUAGAUGACAAAAAGUGACAAGUAACACUUUGCAAAAUCAGGUUUAACAAAAAAAAAAAGAAAAAACUCAUUUUAUGUGAUAAGUGAACCAAUAUCAUUUACUAUUUAUAUACAAAUACAUUCAAAAAAUUGAAAAAAAAACAAGUAACAAUUUUUUUUUGACUAUAUUUAUCUAAACUCAUAUUAUUUUUCAUUCUUUUGGCCUCAGAAAUGCGUGGUUAAAAUCUUUCGGGUUCCUUGUACUUACAUAUAUUGUGCAAAUUAUUGGCCCGUCUGUAACCAGCCUGAAGUUUUUACUGUUGUGUCACGGACAAGUCUGCCAACUACUAUGUGAUGGUCAGAACUUUAAUUAUACAACAUUAGUGUUAACGAGUCGGUCCGUCUAGCCGGAGUCUCACAGUAACUGCCAUAAAUUGACUGUCUUUUAGUAUUUUUUACCGUUUGAGAAGGCUUUAAUUUCUAACGAAAUGCGCAUAACUUGAUACUUAAAAUGGUGCGUUCACACUUCGAUAUUUUUAUUUUGUGUUCAUAGUAUAUAUAUAUGUUUAUAACGGCCUCCUAGCCUAGUCGGUAGUGACCCUGCCUACGAAGCAGGAGGUCCCGGGUUCGAAUCCUGGUAAGGGCAUUUAUUUGUGUGUUCAUCACAAAUAUUUGUACCUGAGUUAUGGAUGUUUCCUAUUUAUUUAAGUAUUUAAAUAUUAUAUAUAUCGUUGUCUAAGUACCCACAACACAAGCCUUCUUGAGCUUACUGUGGGACUUAGUCAAUCUGUGUAAGAAUGUCCUAUAAUAUUUUU
Cydia fagiglandana is the source of this 4887-nucleotide messenger RNA. Its product is annotated as prominin-like protein. The record is from RefSeq and is a predicted model, not a curated record. Lineage: Eukaryota; Metazoa; Arthropoda; Insecta; Lepidoptera; Tortricidae. The transcript is spliced from 21 exons. Bases 492 to 3332 code for a protein of 946 amino acids. Gene Ontology annotation, cellular component: membrane.